Molecule: messenger RNA, 1304 nt
Organism: Thrips palmi
Lineage: Eukaryota; Metazoa; Arthropoda; Insecta; Thysanoptera; Thripidae
Product: ubiquitin carboxyl-terminal hydrolase 33-like
Exons: 8
Coding region: 250-1122 (290 amino acids)
Biological process (GO): regulation of apoptotic process; protein deubiquitination
Cellular component (GO): nucleus; cytosol
Molecular function (GO): cysteine-type endopeptidase activity; cysteine-type deubiquitinase activity
Source: RefSeq, a predicted model, not a curated record
UUGCAGCCUGCGAGCAAAGUCGUUUUCCUGUCUUCCUUAUCCCGAAAAAUUAUCAAACUUACUUUUAAAAAAAACGACGAUACAAUUAUUUUUUUUUACGAAUUUUGUUGCAUUUGUUAGUUUUGAUGCAAGUAAUCAGUUUUCCUCAAUGUAGUGUGCCGCAGUUGGCUAUUGUCACCUGCUGCCUUGGCGCGAAUUCUUGCGCGCCGCUACAAAACUGACAGAGAUCAGCUGACGUGUGUAGUAAUCAUGGAGGUUGUGUUAGAGUUCGAAGGGCGAUCGAAAAUUGUCAAACUCAAGAAAUCAGCGAAGGAGGCGGAUUUGAGACUGGCCUUCGAGUCUCUCUGUAAGGCAGACCCUGUCCUGCGAAGGCGGACAGUGACACAUUAUGCGACAUUUCAGUCUCAGCAUGCCCGUCUCAACCGGCUCGUGGAGCUUGAUUCAACAGACGCUCUGAAGAACUUCCAGAUCGUGAAGGUGCAUUUUGCACCUUAUGCCGCGUGGACUUGUCUGAUGAUGUCACAAACUCAAGGGGGAUUAGAGUCUAGUGCCUCGGGAUCUGCUCCAACACAUCCAAGUCAAGGAAUCCCCAAACCAGGAGAAAUUGAAUUCAUGCAUCUAUGGACAUUCACAGCAAGGAGACAAACCCAGUCAGGAGGAUAUUUGGCUCCUAAAUCAGAACAGACGGUAUUAGGAAUAGAAAACAAGUCAUUUUCAGUUGAAUGCAAGAACUGUGAUGCUUUGUCAACAUCAUAUACCUCAUUCUUAGACUUAUCUGUACAAGUCUAUGCUACUUUGGAGAAUGGCUUAGCUUCAUUUUUUGGGCCAGAGCACAUGACCGACUACAAAUGCAGCAUGUGUGACAAAGUGGGUCAAUGCAAGAGGAGAUACUAUCUUGAAAAGCCACCAAAAGUGUUGUGUGUGCAGCUGAAGAGAUUUAACAAUGCAGGAGGCAAAAUCAACAGAAUAGUUAAGUGUAAGCCAAUGCUCGAUCUGAAACAGUUUAUUCAUGAAGACUCUCCUCAUGCUGGUUCACCUCUUCUGUACAAAAUGGUGUCUUCACUGACCCAUUUAGGGCCAACGAUUGACAGUGGAAACUACUACACUAUUGCACAAUGCUGAACAGGAACCUUUUUUAAAUACAAUGAUUUGGAGGUGGAACCAUCUUCACUGCACAAGUGCCUGACAAAUGGCCACUAUUUAGUAAUGUAUGAAAUGGUGAACAAUAAGCAAGUAUAAUCGUUUACUGUUCUGUGAAUUAACACUUUUUAUUUUGUGGUAUCUUAGUUGGUCAGGCUCCUUUC